CUGACGGACCUAUAACAUCCAGUUGUUGUACAAUCUUCACAGAGAAAAAGAAAACACAAUGUUGAGUGCAGCAACUUCACCAGCAGCUGUCUCAUUUCUUUGCCAAAAUGAAGUUUUUUCAUCAUCAAAUCCUUUUCCAAUCUUAACUAAUUCUGUUAAAUACCCAUUUUCCACUUUCUCCAAAAACUACUCUCUAUCUUCUUCUUCUUCUUCCCAAAGACCCUUUUCUUCUACUGUAAAAGUUUCAGUCUCUGAUGGUACUGAAACCAUUAAAGAUGAACAAGGCAUUAGCCAAACCCCUAAAGAAGAAUCAGCUUUAAAUUCAAUUGAAGAAGACAUUCGGCAAUCUCGGAGGUCUGAUGAUUGGAAGGCAGCAAGAGCAUACAAAGAAAAGGGAUCCAUCUAUGAGGGUAGGGUUGAAGGAUUCAAUGGUGGUGGUUUGCUGGUUCGGUUUUAUACAAUACUUGGAUUUCUUCCCUAUCCGUUGUUGAGUCCUUCACAUGCUUGUAAAGAACCCCGCAAAUCUAUGCAAGAGAUCGCGAAAGAUCUGGUUGGUUCACUUAUUUCGGUGAAGGUAACCCAAGCCAGUGAAGAGGACAGAAAACUGAUCUUCUCUGAGAAGGAAGCCAUGUGGUCAAAGUAUUCUGGAAAAAUCAAAGUAGGGCAAAUUUUUGACGCGAGGGUGGGAUCAGUUGAAGACUAUGGUGCCUUUGUUCACCUACUCUUUCCGGAUGGUUACCAUCAUAUUACUGGACUAGUGCAUGUCUCUGAGGUCUCUUGGGAUUUGGUUCAGGAUGUUAGAGACAUCCUAAAUGAGGGUGAAAAAAUCCGUGCCAAAGUUAUUCAAAUAGAUAGGGAAAGGUUGAGGGUUACAUUGUCAAUCAAACAGUUGGAGGAUGAUCCUCUUUUAGAGACAUUGGACAAAGUGAUUCCUCAGGAGGGUCAAUCAGGGUUUGAUUCUUCUACAGCAUCCGACGAUGUCAACAUUGAACCUCUUCCUGGACUUGCUAGCAUAUGCGAAGAGCUACUUAAAGAAGAUGGAAUAACUGAUGUGAAAAUCAGUCGGCAAGGAUUUGAGAAACGUGUUGUUUCACCAGAUCUACAACUUUGGCUUUCAAAUGCACCUGCUGUUGAUAAUCAGUUCACCCUCCUUGCCCGAGCUGGCAGACAGGUGCAAGAAGUACAUCUUGAGACUACACUUGAUCAAGAGGGCAUCAAAAAGGCACUGCAGCGAGUGUUAGAACGUUUACCAUAAACACUGCCAGGUUCCUAAUUUUUGGUAUCAGCAUAGUCCUAAGUUGGUAAAGAAACUUUAAUGAGCAUGUAUUAUUCGAUUCUACAAUUCCAUUGUUUUCUGUACAGAAAAUGACUUAUUCGAAAGCAUAACCACAAUCAUAAUUGUAUAUUUGUUUUAAUAUAAAGAAGUUUGAAAGUUAAGAACGUA
Papaver somniferum (opium poppy) is the source of this 1444-nucleotide messenger RNA. Its product is annotated as 30S ribosomal protein S1 homolog. The coding region runs from base 59 to 1255 and encodes 398 amino acids. Gene Ontology annotation, molecular function: nucleic acid binding. The transcript is spliced from 10 exons. Lineage: Eukaryota; Viridiplantae; Streptophyta; Magnoliopsida; Ranunculales; Papaveraceae. The record is from RefSeq and is a predicted model, not a curated record.